AUGCAAAACUAUGGAUCUAAUGUAUUACAUAUCUAAACUAGAAUGACUUGGAUGAGAAAGGAUAAGUGAUGACAGAUUAACCUAAAAUCAAAGUUAAAUUUGAACCAAAACCUAAACCUUCUGCAUGUCCAAUCUGCACAAUUGAAUACUAUUAGAAAUUCUUUGAUAUUGAAUAAAGAGAUGUAUAUAUGAGAGUUCGUUGUUCACUUUUAUCUUGGAAACCUGAAUUUUAACAAUGUGUUGCCAAAAACCCUGAUUUAUGGGGACCCUUAUGGAUUUCCACCACUAUAAUCUUUAUUUUAUUUGCAGGAGGAAAUCUAUCUCGCUUUUUAUUGGAAGAAGAUAAAAAACAUUUUUAAUACGAAUAUAAUUAUAUGUAUGUUGCUGUUUUUUUAGUCUAUGCUAUGGCAUUUGUAAUACCCAUUAUAUUAGGUUUUAUAAUGAAAUAUAUUCUAAAAAGUGAGUUAGGAGUAUUUGAUGUUGUCUGUAUGUAUGGAUAUUCAUUAAGUGUUUAUAUUUUUGUACUUAUUUUAUGUAUCAUUCCAUAUAAUGAAGCUUAAUGGUUUUUUUUAAUGAGUGGCCUUGCAAACAGCACUAUUUUCUUAUUGGUUAAUUUGUGGGAGUAAAUUUUAUUUAAUAUUAUUUCGUAGUUUUAUGAAAAAAAGCAAACCUACACUUAUGAUAGCCAUACCUAUUAUAGUAUUCAACGUAGCAUUAAUUCUUUGUUUCAAAUUUUACUUUUUCAGGUUAAUUUAUGCUGUAGAUGAUUGA
Messenger RNA from Paramecium sonneborni, 771 nucleotides. The record is from the annotation of a GenBank genome assembly. Lineage: Eukaryota; Ciliophora; Oligohymenophorea; Peniculida; Parameciidae.